AUGGACCCUUCAUCACCCUCGGAGCGCUCCGCGCCCAACUCGCCCUCCAACCCGCCCGGGUCCAGCACGCUCAGCCGUCGUCCCCGCCAAGACCCACAACCUGAAUCUGACUCUCCAAACAGGGGAGACGGGCCGAUACCUGACGAUGACCAUGGCGCCAACUUGCCAAUGAACAUGACCGCCUCGGUGAUGCUGACAGGCCUUCCCCGCGAUGCGCAUCAGGCGUUAGCCGACGUGGAAGCUAUCGAUGCUGGUAAAGUCACCGUGCGCUUCCAGCCGCUGCCAUCGGCCCCGAUACUGAAGAAUCGGGUAUUCAAGAUCAGCGCAUCACAAAAGUUCGAAACUGUGGUCAAAUUCCUCAGAAAGAAGCUAGACUCUAAAGAUACCGACUCGGUCUUCUGUUACGUUAACAGUGUAUUCGCCCCGGGCCUAGACGAGGGCGUCGGCGGAUUAUGGCGAUGCUUCAAAACAGAUGACCAAUUGAUUGUCGCUUACUCAAUGACGCCGGCGUUCGGCUGA
This is a messenger RNA of Penicillium cinerascens, 519 nucleotides long. Its product is annotated as ubiquitin-like protein ATG12. Gene Ontology annotation, cellular component: Atg12-Atg5-Atg16 complex; cytoplasm; phagophore assembly site membrane. Bases 1 to 519 code for a protein of 172 amino acids. The record is from RefSeq and is a predicted model, not a curated record. Lineage: Eukaryota; Fungi; Ascomycota; Eurotiomycetes; Eurotiales; Aspergillaceae. Gene Ontology annotation, biological process: autophagosome assembly; C-terminal protein lipidation; nucleophagy. The transcript has 3 exons.